GGCAAGAUCCGUUUAAUCGUUCACAGUGUACGAAGUAUGUAUGCAUGUACUUGGUAGAUAAUAGCAGCCAGUAUGCCUCAAAAGUGAUGAUCUUAUUUCCAUCUUCAUUCCAACGUUCACUAUCAUUCUUUUGCGCAUCACUGGCGGGUUGCUUUCCACAGUCUUUACAGCGUCUCUCCCUAUCCCAGCAAAUCUAACUAGCAACGAUGCAUUUCUCUCGUUACCUGGCCCCGGCCGUCUUCGCCUCCGCCGCCGUCGUCGCCGAAGAGACCUUUUGCGGUGCCCCCAACGACUAUGAAGUCCUCAUGGGCACCCCUUGGAUCGUCUACUCGAUGAAUUACGCCUACCAGGCCAUCAAGGGAUCGGCCUGCACCGGCUACUACGGCACAUCCGGUUCUGGCGAUGCGCAGCGGAUCCAAUGGAGCAGCAUCUGGGACAUUGAUCCCACGUACCAAAAGGACGUCGUCAAGGGAUACUCCUUCAUCGGCCUGACCCAGAACCUCGAGACCAAGCUCAGUGCCAUCCAGAGCAUCCCCAGCACCUACAGCUGGACCGUCUCCAACUCUUCGGCUUACAAAGGCAACGUCGUCUACGACUUCAUGACAUCCGACACCAAGGGCGACAGCACCUCCAGCAACGCCCAGGAGCUCAUGCUCUGGCUCCGCUGGGAGGGCGGACAGGUACCCAUUGGCUGGGCCGAGGGCCCGACGGCCACGAUUGACGGGCUCUUUGGCAAGGACGGGUGGAAGCUGUACCAGGGCAAGAACACCGACACCGGCAUCACCGUGUCUUCGCUGCUUGCUCCCACCCAGUACGGCGACCUGGAGAAGGGCUCCUUUGAGGGAGACAUCAAGGACUGGCUCCUCGCGCUCUCCAAGCAGGGUGUCUUUUCCGAGAGCACCUACGUUAACGUAGGAAACGCUGGCCAGGAGCCGUACUGGGGCACUGUCACCUUCAACAACACUCUUGGCUUGAACAUCAACCUUUGAGAAAAAAGCAAGGCCGGGGUAUCUGCGUGAGACAGCUAUAUCGGUUUUCGUUUCUUGUACACAUUCAUCUACAUGUUCAAUGACGCUGAUGGACACAUGUUAUGCAGCGUCUCCAGCUUUCGCG
Colletotrichum godetiae is the source of this 1113-nucleotide messenger RNA. Its product is annotated as concanavalin A-like lectin/glucanase domain-containing protein. Lineage: Eukaryota; Fungi; Ascomycota; Sordariomycetes; Glomerellales; Glomerellaceae. The record is from RefSeq and is a predicted model, not a curated record. Gene Ontology annotation, molecular function: cellulase activity. Gene Ontology annotation, biological process: polysaccharide catabolic process. The coding region runs from base 207 to 989 and encodes 260 amino acids. The transcript is spliced from 3 exons.